Molecule: messenger RNA, 796 nt
Organism: Prorocentrum cordatum
Lineage: Eukaryota; Dinophyceae; Prorocentrales; Prorocentraceae
Source: the annotation of a GenBank genome assembly
CUCCCGCCGAGGAACUGCCUCCUCAGGGCGCAGCGGCUUUGCCACCAGAGCCGGACGACGCAGCGUCAGAGGCGGCAUCGGGCUCCGAGGAGCGCGGCGACGAGAUUGGUUCCGAGCUCGGCGUCGAACAGGAUGAGCUUGAGAGUGCCAAGCGUGAGCUUGAGGAGGAAGAGGCUCCACCGCAGGGCGUGGUAGCCAAGGUAGGGGAGUUCGCGGAUGUGCAUGGCAUCGGGGAUCGCAUCGUGCGUUGCAACCGCUGCUGUCGCACGGCAAAGGAGUGCAACUACAGGAUCAGAGCGAAGGGUCAGUCGACUUACCAGUGCGACGCGCGCAACACGAACGGGGUGCGCCUUUCUCGGAGGUUCGGACAGUGGCCGCCAAAGUGUUUCGCUAAAAUGAAGAGUGAGUUCAAUCAGCAGUUCCACAAGGAUCUGGCAGAAGAUCCUGGGCUGUCGAACCUCGAUCGCAUUGAAGCCUUCGUGGUCAGCUCAAGCAGUGUCCAACGGAUGGAGGAGGAGCGCGUCCGCAAAGGUGGCAAGUACUUUCCGCUGAGGAAGUGGGCGCACGACGGCUUCGACGCGAAAAAGAUCGAAGAUAAUGUGCAGGAUAAGAGGUGGAACCCUGAUCUCGGGGAGUGGACGCACAGGCCGCGAUUGGAGGCGGCCUGGAGCGAGACAGCGGAGGCCGCAGUGCGCAAGAGGACGCAGGCGAAGCAGAGCGGCCCGCGGGCAGCGGCCUCGACGGGCGUCGCAGAGCACGGCGGCGACAAGGGCGACAGAAGCGACGAGAGCGACAU